Molecule: messenger RNA, 579 nt
Organism: Juglans microcarpa x Juglans regia
Lineage: Eukaryota; Viridiplantae; Streptophyta; Magnoliopsida; Fagales; Juglandaceae
Product: heavy metal-associated isoprenylated plant protein 16-like
Exons: 3
Coding region: 1-456 (151 amino acids)
Source: RefSeq, a predicted model, not a curated record
AUGAAGCAAACGGUGUUGAUCGGGGUGUCCAUGGAUGGCCGGCACAACUACAAGUGCCUUUUUUGCUGCAGGCUGGAUGGACAGAAAGUCCGGACCAAAGCCUUGAAGAUUGCAGUUAGCGUUAAAGGGGUGGAAUCAGCAUCUUUAAAAGGGGAUGAAAAGGACCAAAUAGAAGUAAAAGGGGAUAUGAUUGAUACAGUGGAACUUACAUCGUUACUCAGGAAGAAAGUGGGACCUGCACACAUAAUUACUGUGCAGGUAGAGAGGAAAGAAGAAGGGAAGAAAGAAGAUAAGAAAGAAGAGAAGAAAGAAGAUAAGAAAGAAGAGAAGAAGGGGCCCGAGUGCAUUGCGUGGCUUUAUGGUGGUGGCGGUGGCGGCGUUCCUUACUGCUACUCCUAUCCAAUCUAUGAGGUCAGGGAUUGCCAUGAGAGCUACAACCCUUGCUCCAUCAUGUAACGUCGGUUCGUUUAUCAGUAGAUCUAGACAGCAGUUGAGUAAUUUCAACAUGAGUUUUUGUUUCUCUCUUUUCAACUGCUUUCCCAGGGUGAGCAUGCAGAUCUGGAAUUGAAUCAUCGCUUG